CGAUUUCCAAUUUUUUGUCAAUUUGUAAACAUUUAAGUUUCGUCAGAGGUUUUUACUCAAUAAAAGUUUUACUGAUUUGGAAGUAAUCAUGUCUAAAAAUAUUCGUCGCGUAAGAGGAUUUAGAAAAGUUAUGCCUAAAAUAAAUCCCACACCUUAUUUGACAACACAAAUACCGGCAGGAAAGGCAAUGCCUGGACCUCCUCUGGGACCUCAUCUUGGACAGAAAAACAUCAAUGUUGCCUUGUUUUGUAAAGAAUUCAAUGAAAGAACUAAAGACAUUAAGGAAGGCAUACCUUUAUCAACUAAAAUAACAAUUAAACCUGAUCGGACUUUUGAUCUUUCUAUAAUCAACCCUCCUAUUAGCUAUUUUGUGAAGCAAGCUGCCGGCUGUGAAAAAGGCUCAAUGAACCCAGGUCCUGAUGAUGUGGCCGGGAUGAUAACACUCAAGCACGUGUAUGAAAUUGCAAAGAUUAAAAGUCAGGAUGUAACAUUUGAAUGUAUGCCUUUAAAAGAAAUAUGCCAGCAGAUUAUUGAUCAAGCAAGAACAGUUGGAGUUCAAACUGUCCCCAAAAUGACCGUGGAAGAAUAUACAGAAUUUUUGGAGAAACGGAAAGAAGUGGUGGCACGUCAGACGGAAGAAUUAGAAGAGAAACGUAAAGCUAAAAUUCUUCGUCAAGCUAAAGCUGCCAUAUCUUAGCAGAAUUUAUGGUAGUAACGUUUAGAAAUUGUUUGUUAGUUUAAUAAAUUGAAAGUAUGGUUUUGAAGAUGUAUAGCUUGAUUCUUUGGUUAAUAUGUUAAUUGAUGUUUCUCACAAAAUCUAGUGAAAAAUAACUCAUCCUUAGUUAUUUCUUAGUUUAAAUAGUAUUAAGCAAAAUGUUAUCUUUUUAAUUUCUUGCUUUUGAGCUUUCCUGUUUUAAUAGUUUGUAACCUAGAUAUCUCAGAAACUAUU
Molecule: messenger RNA, 949 nt
Organism: Uloborus diversus
Lineage: Eukaryota; Metazoa; Arthropoda; Arachnida; Araneae; Uloboridae
Gene: mRpL11
Product: 39S ribosomal protein L11, mitochondrial-like
Exons: 4
Coding region: 89-697 (202 amino acids)
Biological process (GO): translation
Cellular component (GO): mitochondrial large ribosomal subunit; ribosome
Molecular function (GO): large ribosomal subunit rRNA binding; structural constituent of ribosome
Source: RefSeq, a predicted model, not a curated record